Molecule: messenger RNA, 1227 nt
Organism: Cucumis melo (muskmelon)
Lineage: Eukaryota; Viridiplantae; Streptophyta; Magnoliopsida; Cucurbitales; Cucurbitaceae
Exons: 2
Coding region: 297-854 (185 amino acids)
Biological process (GO): phospholipid transport
Cellular component (GO): mitochondrial intermembrane space
Molecular function (GO): phosphatidic acid transfer activity
Source: RefSeq, a predicted model, not a curated record
AAUAAUGUUAUGGACAAAGAAGAGUUCUCCUUCGUCUUCUUCGUGCUAAUCCAACACAACAGCCUCCCUCUCGAAACUUUCUCUCACAUCAACUUCCUCUCUCUCGUUCUUCAACUGGCCACCGUGGACGCCGCUAACCGAACUCUGACCACCGUUCCGUCGCUCGACUCACCGUAAGACGACCAGCACGCCGCACCGCAACUUUUCAGGCCGAUUUGAAGCCGACGGCCUUGAACGGUGUCGCUCUGUCCGGACUAACUUUGCUUUUAAGAGGGUGAAGGUAUCUGAGAACAGCAAUGGUUAAAGCAUACUCUCAGGAGUACACUUACAAGCACCCAUGGGAACGGGUCACUUGUGCAUCUUGGCGUAAAUUUGCUGAUCCCGAAAAUAAACGUACAUUGUCCCAUAUUCUUGAAGUUGAUACCUUGAAUAGAAAGGUAGAUGCUGAAUCUGGGAAGCUAUAUACAACUCGUGCUAUCACCAUCCAUGCCCCUGGACCAUGGUUUGUUCGUAAAAUUGUUGGUCAGGAUAUUUGCCAUUGUGUUGAAUCCACGGUCGUAGAUGCUCGGUCACAAUCAAUGCAACUCACCACUCGGAAUAUUAGUCUCCAGAAAUUCAUAGAAGUGGUUGAGAAAAUUAGGUACGAACCUCACCCAGAAAAUCCGAACGGAUGGACUAUUUGUAAACAGGAGACUAGUAUUCGAAUCAAGCCAUUGUCAGCACUGGCAUCGAUGGCCGAAAAAGUGGAGCAACGGUGCGCAGAGAGAUUCGUCCAAAACAGUGCCAAAGGUAGAGAAGUGAUGGAGAGGAUUUGUAAGUAUCUUGAAGCAGAAUCAAGUGGAUUCGCAAUCUAACUUUUACUUCCUCUCCCUAAUCAUGUACCGGUUCAAAGGAUCGAUAAGAACAUGUGCUAUUUCCAGGGACAAGGUGUUUUAUGCCAAAAUAAUUCUCAUGGAGAAAAAGAAAGCAUCAUGUUAGGAUUCUUCCCAAAUUUUGAUAAGAUGAGAUUUAAUUAUAGAGCAUCAUGUACUUUUGGCUAUGGAAUGUUUCCCAGCUUUUAGUUGAUUGCUUGGAAAAUGGCCUUGAUUUUCAUCAUAAGCUCUAAUAAAUAUGCUUACAGAAUAUGUAAUUUCUUUUUUCAGGUGCUCUCUGGCAGCAUCAGCUAUGAUACACUGCUAUUGUUUGUUCCAUCUGUAGGAAAAAAGAAAAGGAAAAGAGUUUCAAAUA